ACUGCAAGAUUUUGAUUGAGUCAUCAUUUCUUCAUAGAUAAUUUAAAGCUUUACGUCAGCAAACCAAGCAAUUAUCUUAAAAAAAGUUCAGAAUGUAUUACAACCGUCUCCAAUAAAAAUAGAAAUAGUUUGGUAUUCAGAGAUGUCUUAAAAUUGUUUUUAUUUUUUAAAAGGAAAGUGUAUCCACCGAACAAUUCCCAUUUAACCUGCAGAAUCUGACCUUGGGAAACAUGCGAAAAAUGCUGCUACCUGAUCAGAUUAUCAACGAAAUGUAGAAUGCAUCCUCAUUGAAUAAUCUCAAGAAAAUGAAAAGAAAUUUCAAUAAUUACUAUUUUUUUAUUGCACAAAUCUCAUGGAUUUGGCUGUCCUAAGUCCGAAUAUGCAUUCAUUUUGAUCCAGAAUGGUAUGUUUUCUAAGAAUGAAGUUAUCUCCUUCAAACAAGCUGCGAUCUAAAAAUUAAAAAAAUAAUUAAAAUAAUUAAUAAUUCAUAAAAACUACAUUCAUAAGUGAGAAGAAAAACUUAUUCUUUUUCCCAGUGAGACGCUUUUUUUUUACAUUUUCGCUUGUAUGAAACCUCUGGAAGGUCUAACUGAGCGAACAACAGUAGUCUACAACCAUUGAAACGCUCCUUAUUCACUCAUAUUUUCUUUCAAACUCUUCAAUAUUUUGAUGACAAGUUUCCCAUUUCUCUUUACUCUCAUCACCUAAAUUCGCCAGAAAGAAGUCGAGAUGGUUAUGUAGAACUUUUAAUUCAAAACUGUUUAGGAAAUAUAAACUUUGAAAAGAUUUUAAUAUAAUUUGAACGAAUUCUGUAUCAAGCAAGCCAUCCCUCGGUUAAAGAAUCUGUCACGGUUGUGCUGAAUUUUAAACAUCCAUAAGCUGCCAAAUACAUUGUCCAACGCUGAGAUCUUCUUUUAACUAUGAAGCAGUUUCUAUCUACUGGAAGGGGAGACACCGAAGAUACAGGCAGCACGUUCUUUCCGCCAACAUUCAGUCCAGCGGCUUAUUAGCUCUCUAGUAUACCAUUGACAGAAAGAUGCAACUUUGUUGGUUAUUACUCGCUGUGGCGGCAUUGCUAAUGCCAAUUACAUCCAACGCUUUCAACAUAUUAUUUAUGGGACCCUUUCCAGCGCCCAGUCAUUGGAUGUGGUUGGAGCACUUCUUGCGCGAACUCCUACAGCGCGGUCAUCAUGUGACAGCUGUGACAAAUCACCGCGCUAAAUAUCAACAUGAAAAUCUGACGGAGAUCAUAAUCGAUCCACCAUUCGAUAUACCCUACUAUUUUCCUAAAGAGAAUAUAUUCAAAAUGCGUUUCGCCAGCGAUUUUCAGAAUCUACAAAUGUGGUGGCAUGUGGGUCUCCUAACCACCGAACAUGCGCUCAACGAUCCCAAAGUCAAAUCACUGAUCGCGAGUAAAAAUUUGGAUUUCGAUUUAAUGGUUAUGGAGCAAUUUUUCCACGAGAGUUUUCUGAUGUUUGCGCAUAAAUUCAAAUGUCCCAUCGCGACGUUGGGUACAAUGGGUUAUGCUGAUAAUAUGGAUCAUACGAUGGGUUUGCUCACACCCUGGGCUGUCAUACCACAUCUUCUACUGUCGCAUACAGAUCAAAUGAGCUUUACCCAACGUGCCUACAAUACGUAUUUAUCACUGUAUGAUGCCGUCAUGAGACGUUGGUAUUAUAUGCCGAAAAUGCAAGAGAUGGCGGAGAGACAUUUUAGUGGUCUCAUUGAGGGUCCACUGCCGCAUGUACGUCAGUUGGAGAAGAACAUUUCGUUGAUGUUGAUAAACAGUCAUCGCAGUUUGGAUGUGCCGCGACCUAGCAUGCCGGGUUUGAUAAAUGUUGGCGGCAUACAUAUAAAGACACCAAAGCCUCUACCGCAAGAUUUGCAGAAUUACCUGGAUAACUCCACACACGGCGUCGUCUACUUCAGCCUGGGUUCUUACAUGAAAAGUAUCGACAUGCCCAAGGAGAAAAUCAAUCUUAUACUCAGCGCCUUCAGUCAACUCAAACAAGAUGUUCUCUGGAAAUUUGAAAACUCAUCCGUUGGACACCUGCCGCCGAAUGUGAAGAUACAAAGUUGGUUGCCACAAAACGAUAUACUUGCACACCCUAAUGUAAAGGUCUUCAUCACACACGGUGGCAUCUUUGGCACACAAGAAGGCAUACACUGGGGUGUGCCCAUGUUGAGCAUACCACUCUAUGGCGACCAACAUCGUAACACCAUCAAGUCGGUGCGAGCAGGCUAUGCGCGCACACUCAAUUUUGGCACAAUGUCUAGUGAGGAUUUGGUACAGAAUAUUAAGCUGCUCAUAAGCGAUCCGAGUUACAAGCAGAAGGCGUUGGAUGCUUCGCGCAAGUUUAGAGAUAAUCCUCUACAUCCCUUGGACGAGGCCACCUUCUGGAUGGAAUACAUUGCUAGGCAUAAGGGUGCGCCACACUUGAAGUCUUAUGGCGCUUAUAUGCCGCUCUAUCAGUAUCUGCUCUUGGAUGUGUUUGGUUGUGCGCUUCUGGUUGUCAUUUUGGCGUUUUGGUUGCCAUUGAAGGUCUUAAGGUUGUUGGGUAGACUUCUGCAGCGGAAAGGUGCGGAGGUGUCGCGUAAAAAGCGUCAAUAAAACUGUGAUUUUGAAAUUUUCUAUGAAAAUAAUUUUAGUUUUUAAAUAUAGCGUCGUAAGUGUAAAUAUGUUAAUUUAAGAAUUACUUUUAACAGAAAUCAAUAAAAAUUUAAUUAGAAAGUA
This is a messenger RNA of Ceratitis capitata (Mediterranean fruit fly), 2734 nucleotides long. RefSeq names its product UDP-glucuronosyltransferase 2B13 (gene Ugt301D1). The record is from RefSeq and is a predicted model, not a curated record. The transcript has 4 exons. Gene Ontology annotation, molecular function: UDP-glycosyltransferase activity. Bases 1037 to 2611 code for a protein of 524 amino acids. NCBI's taxonomy places the organism in Eukaryota, Metazoa, Arthropoda, Insecta, Diptera, Tephritidae.